Messenger RNA from Mycosarcoma maydis (corn smut), 1695 nucleotides. RefSeq lists its product as uncharacterized. The transcript has a single exon. Lineage: Eukaryota; Fungi; Basidiomycota; Ustilaginomycetes; Ustilaginales. The record is from RefSeq and is a predicted model, not a curated record. The coding region runs from base 1 to 1695 and encodes 564 amino acids.
AUGCAGGUUCCCGAACGUGAGGCAAACUUAGCAACAAGCUCGCUCAAUGACAAGAGCGAGGCUACCUCCACAAAUUUGCAGGACUUCUCUCGGAUAGAUGGUGCCGAUCGCAUCCGCUCAGCUCUGCGUACGAGUCGGCUUGAGAGAACGCUAGAGGAGCAACGUCGGGGAGACAAGAAUGAUCCUGCAUCUCGUUGGCGAAGAGGUGGUCUGAUGGCAGAACAGCUAGGCCAGCAGGAUACUGCCCCCUCCCCCGCGGUCAAGGGUGAAGCAGCAUCAACGUUGAAACGUCCAAGCAAGUCAACAUCAUCCCCUUCAACUUCUCCCCCCACCAAGGUCGAUUCGCUAGCACAGCAAUUACAGAGCUCAAGCUUUUUUGAAAAGUUUCCGUUCUCGUUCAAAAACGAAGCCCAAAGGCAAGAAUUCAUUCACGAAUCCAAGGUGCUCACCAAGCGCAUGGAGGAUCAGAACUGGCUUGAAAUGCUUGAUCCAAAACAUCGCUAUGGAAGCAAUCUCAAACAUUACCAUCGAUACUGGAACACAAAGGCAGACACCAAGCAGAAUUUCCUGCAUUGGCUUGAUGAAGGCGACGGCAAGCACCUUAGUCUGGAAGAGUGUCCCAGGUUCAAGCUCGAAGAGGAGCGUAUAAGCUAUCUAACCGCAGACCAGCGUCGCAACUACAUGACCUACAUUGACAACGAUGCACAAGCUCCAUCUCAAAAUCGUCUCGAGGAGUUCCGCGCCCAGCUAAAGGCACAUCAAGGCCAGGGUCGUCUACGUUGGUGUAGAACUGGUCAGCUUGUCAACACUUCCAAGUACAACCAUGGAGACCUUGGAAAGGGCAGAGGCAUAGCUUUGCGUCAGUCACAAGAAUGGCAGGAUGCCAUCGCUUCAGGCGAUAUCGGUGAAGUUGUUCGAGAUGACAAGAUUAAGUUUCGCGCCCACGCCUCAGAUGGCUCCUCGGACGGCUUCACUUCGGCUUCCAGCUUAUCGUCUGAUGAGGUACAUGUAGUGACAGAUGUCCCUUCCCAACAUGAUGAGCAGCACGAACCCAGCAAUGCCUCGGCAGCAGAAUCUGAAGCUCGAACUCAAAUGACCAAACCUUUCAGAAACCCUGAUCAAAAGCAGCAGAGUCGAAAGGAAAAGCUGCUCGAAGAGGCAAAUUUGGGGCCAAAAUACCUUAUCAAGCAGAAGCUAGGCUUAUAUUCUUCCUCGGAUCGCCAGCAAAUAGUCAAAGGCAACUCAGAUCAAGAUGGUGAUGCGCACGGCCAGGUGUCUCAUCCUGACGCUCUCAUCCGCAGGCGUAAAGCUGAUACUUGGAUCUUUGUCACGGACCUCUCGUACAACCUUUAUGUCGGAAUCAAGCAGCGUGGGCGUUUCCAGCAUUCUUCUCUCCUCGCAGGAUCUCUCGUCACCGUCGCCGGCGUGCUCAAGGUCAAAGACGGCGUCAUUGUGUCCAUCUACCCAUGGAGCGGACACUACCGCUCUUCAUCCCAGCAUUUUGACGAGUUCAUUCGACGACUGCAGGAGCGUGGCUUAGAUACAAGUCAAAUUAAUGUGACCAAGAGCAAGUGGGUCAUCGAAGUAGUCAACCGAUAUGGGAUGUACCGCAAGAGAAAGGAACGCAAAAUCAAGGAUCUAAAGGACAGGGUUCACCAAGCUUGGGACUCAAACGCAUCAUCCCAACCCACCUGA